AUGGAAGCUGGAGCAAUACCUGAUACCCAGGAAGUUACAUCAAAUUUCAACAAUCUUUCCUCCGAUGGACUUCAUGUUGCGGGUGCGAGUACAAGUGUGGGAAGUAAUAUACAUACUUCUCAGAACACCCAAGCCCGCUUCAGGAUUGACGAUCCUACUACGGUUCCCAGCGAGGUGCAUAGACAGAAUGAUUCUCAAGCCUUGCACGGAGAUAACUGUCAGGACGAAGGGUUCGAAGAGUUCCGAGAUUUCGUCAACUUUAUCGACGGCGUAGGAUUGUCGGCCCAAUGGACACCAGAAUAUGACUUCAACUGGCUGCGAGCUGGUGAGCAGCACCAGGAAUCACGACAAAAUUCUCGAGAGCCAGACUCCUUGCAUUCGCCAGAAGUCGAGGACAUCGGUACGCCAUUCAGUACAUGGUUGCCCUCGGCGCCGGCCGAUGAUCAGGUUCAUCUUCGCACCGAGCCCGAAGAGAAGAUUCGCGAAAAGAGAGCCAACAACGGAACCUAUAAUGUGACAGAAGAACAUCGAAAUUUUAUGAUCUUGUUGCUUGAGAGCUUACCUUCGCCGAUUUCAAAAUUUGAAAUACCCUCUCGUCAUACUUUGACACGAUACAUCACGGCUUUCUUUGGAGGAUUCCAUUCUCAUUUUCCAUUUAUACAUGCGCCAACAUACAAGCCAUCAUCUUCCCCUCUAGAGCUGACACUAUCAAUGUGUGCAGCCGGAGCACAGUAUUGCUUUGAGCGAAGAAGCUCAGAACGUUUAUUUCGCAUAGCAAAAGCAAUCGUGCUGGAGAGACUAAGGCAGAAACAGGUGUAUUUCGGGUCGCAAAUUCUGGCCUUUACCGCCUCAACUGACAUUAUUCCACAGGAAAGCGCCACUGUGUCAAGGCAUUGGGGACCAUGGCUACCUUUGGAUUUGGCCAAAACCCUACUUAUCCUCGUAGGAUUUGCUACAUGGGAAAAAGAAGAUCUGCUUCAACAAGCAUUUGCACUCCGAGGUCUUCUUGUACAGAUUCUUCGGGACAUCGGCCUCAAAGAGGAUGACCACAAUAGCGGCGGCUCAACAUCACGGUCAGCGAAGUGGGAUGAAUGGGUGCAACGAGAAUCAACCCGACGUACCAAGUUAGUAGCUUACUGUUACAUCAACGUUCACAGUAUUGCGUACAACACUCAUCCACUUCUCUGGAGUAGCGAGUUACACUUAAGACUUCCUUGUUGCACUUUGACUUGGCAGGCUCCCAGUGCCACGCAAUGGACUGCACUACAGCGUGAGGGAAAGGAAGAACAAAUGCCCUUCCAGCAAGCAUUGUCGAUUCUUCUCCAAGGAACAACAGAUCUGGGAUCGGUACUACCAAUACCGAGUCCAAUUGGAAAUUAUAUUCUUCUUCACGCACUGAUACAACGUAUACAUGUUGUUCGCGAGCUCUCGUCUCCGGCCACGUCUCCAGCGACUAUCUCCACAUCGGAAUUACAAACACUUAGUUGCGCUCUCCGCUCUUGGACCUCGUUAUGGCAACAAACCCCGGAAUCGACGCUAGAUCCCAACAACGAAAGCGGUCCCAUUCCCUUUACGUCCAGUGCCCUCUUGGUCGUGGCGUAUGUCCGUCUAUCGCUGGAUAUUGGCCAACAUCGAUAUCUGGAGUCGCGCGACCCUGAUGUGAUAGCUAAUGGCCUUAGUCAGUUGCCUGAAAUCGAGCGCAAUGACAAUCUUCUAUCUGGCUUGUUGUACUCAACACACGCACUGAGUAUCCCUGUAAGAUUGGGAAUCGAUAGGGUUGCGAGGAGUCAAGCUUUCUUCUGGAGUGUUCAGCAUGCUAUCUCAAGCUUUGAAUGCGCCAUUUUCCUGGGCAAAUGGCUCUGCUCAAUUCCAAGUCCUUUACUGGAAGAAUCGUUGUCUCGAUCAGAGCACCGUAUUCUUCACUGGAUUCGAUGCAUCGUCAAAGAAGCAUAUGCUGUCGUUGACUUUGAUGAUGCAGAAGAAUCCGAAGGUGAGCUGAUCGUGCCCAAUGACACGUUUGCUCUCGGCUUGUGUGUUCUCAACAUCUGGUGUCGAUUUUUCCAGGGAAAUACUCAAUGGCCUUUUGUCGUGAACCUAGGGUUGAGCCUCAAGAAAUACAUCAAGACGCUUAUCACAAAACACGAUCAGUGUUUCACUGAAUCACGUUUUUGAUGUGUCUUUCAAAGACUGCAUCGUCUGUUUCGGAUCAUAGGAAAACCGCAUUCAGUACAUAAUCAGGCAGUACGGAUGCAUGGGAAUAGCAAUUCCAAGGUCACGACCAGUCGUGAUCCAUCAUGUCUCUGAAGAUACGGCGAGAAUAAGGCGAGAUUAGGGCUGUUUCAUGUGCUCCUUUGUCGCGGAGAUUCGGCGUAUUGUAUUUCGGCUGACAGAGACAAUCAAUGCGUACGCUAGUGAUAAUUUUAACCAUUAUAUUAAGAAGCUCAAUCC
Dothidotthia symphoricarpi CBS 119687 is the source of this 2448-nucleotide messenger RNA. RefSeq lists its product as uncharacterized. Bases 1 to 2172 code for a protein of 723 amino acids. Gene Ontology annotation, cellular component: chromatin. Gene Ontology annotation, molecular function: DNA-binding transcription factor activity, RNA polymerase II-specific; zinc ion binding; RNA polymerase II cis-regulatory region sequence-specific DNA binding. The record is from RefSeq and is a predicted model, not a curated record. The transcript is spliced from 5 exons. Gene Ontology annotation, biological process: regulation of transcription by RNA polymerase II; DNA-templated transcription. NCBI's taxonomy places the organism in Eukaryota, Fungi, Ascomycota, Dothideomycetes, Pleosporales, Dothidotthiaceae.